UGUAAAUGUAGAAUCACUCAUUUUGUAAAGUAAUUAAUAGGAUGAAUCAUAUAGUUAUCUGUUCCAACAUUUAAAUAAUAUGAGCAGUUUUAAGGUGUCACUCUAUAUUGUAUAGAUGUGCAAGUGAUUGGAGUGACUGCUUGGAGAUUGGAAUUGAGGUAUUUAGCAUAUCAAUCAAGUGCAGAUACAGUGAUCUAUUUGAUUUGAAUACCAUUCUCAAGGCUUAAUUCUAAAAGUUGCCUAAAUUUCCAGGAAAAACUCUCAGCAAACUCACAACAUCGGAGGAAUUAGAGAAGCGUCGAAUUAAGUUGAAUUCUUAUCUCUCAGCCAUAUCUGAAAGACUUGACAUAGUGACCUGCCCAGUUUUUUGUGAGUUAUUUGAAAUAAGCAAAUAUGCUCCUAAAUAUGUUUUUGAACAACCAAAAAUAAUAAAUUGCUAACAACAUGCUUAAACUAUAAAAAAUUGUCAGUACAUUAAGGAAUAAGGUUUCAAUUGAAAUUAUAAUUUUAAGAGGCUUUGCUUGUUGUUUCAUCCCAAACUGAGGGAUACAAAUAAUUGAUGGCUUUUAUGUAGAACAAAGAGAAUUCAAUUUCUGAAGCUCUUGGAUAAGUAGAACUAUUUAGUUUGAAGGAUAAUUAGAUGGUGUUGAAAUGGUCAUAAAUUUUUGAAAAUCAAGUACAUUAUAAUUACAAUCAAGGCUCAAUGUUUGCACUACUCAGAGGGAGCCUUAAUAAUUGGACUUGAGAAAGGAAAAAUAAUUGUCUAUUAAUUGGAUCAAGACUUGAAUGCACCUCAACUUCCCUCAACUUAUUAGAUGCACAAAAUGAGAGUAAAUGGAGUAUUUUAUCAUAAACUAAAAAAAGUUAUUUAUUCCAUUAGUUAAGAUGGGACUUUUGUAGUAACUUAAAGAGAUUACUUGAAACACAAAGAUUGUAUCUAAUGACAUUAUCAUAGGUAGAAUUGCUAUUAAAGGGUGAAUUGACUGCUUUAUUGGUUUGUGAUUAUCGUGAAGUGGCAUUUAUCGGUAACUCUAAAGGCUCAGUGUUUAUGUUGGACUUAAAUAAAGAGAGUGUUCAAUACUUAAAGCGAAUUGACUGCUAGGUAUCAUCCAAGAUUGUUGACAUUGCCAUUAAUAAUCAAUAAGGUUUUUUAUUUGCUGCAUGUGAAUCCGGCUAAUUGCAAGUGCUAGACAUAGGUUCAUUUGGAAGGGAAUCCAAUUCCAAACCUAAAGUGUGUAUUGCUACCAAUUAUCAGACCAAGAAGAUAUCGUAUUGUUAAUAGAGACAUCAUUUGUAUAUUGGAGACACUAUAGGGAAUGUUACUGUGAUUAGUGAACAAACUGGAUGUCCUAUAUGUAUUUUAAGAUAAUAUCCCUUUUUAGAUUCUGUUCGAGCUCAUGAAUUGGAUGUCAUAAUCACAUUGGUUUAUUACCUGGAAGAAACUAAUAAGGUGAUUACUUAUGGCAAGGAUCAGAUGUUUAAAAUGUGGGAAUUCCCUACUUGGAUCAAUUUAAAUGAGAUCAAGCAUUAGGAGUAUCAAGAAAUCAAACAAGAUUAGUUGAAUAAACAAUAAACUAAAUAAAAACAAUCCAAAAUUAAUUAGCCAUAAUAAGAAGAUGAUGAAGAUGAUUUGAAUGAUUG
Molecule: messenger RNA, 1641 nt
Organism: Paramecium octaurelia
Lineage: Eukaryota; Ciliophora; Oligohymenophorea; Peniculida; Parameciidae
Source: the annotation of a GenBank genome assembly